AUGGAAUUCUCCAAGCUCUUCCUCUACUCGAUACUAUCAUGGGUCCUUCUGUCGUCGGAUGCAGUAGCACGACCUAUGCCUUACGAGCCCAAUCUAGCAGCUCGGCUGGAAGUGGGCAGCGUGGAGUGCUGGGACUCACUGGUGGAAUUGCAAGCUUGCACCACCGAGGUCAUCCUCUUCUUCCUCAACGGUGAGACUUCCCUGGGCCCUGGCUGCUGCCGGGCUAUAAGAAUAAUUGAGCACCAGUGCUGGCCCACCAUGCUCAGCUCCCUGGGUUUCACUGCCGAGGAAUGCGACAUACUCAGAGGCUACUGCAACGCUUCUGUUUCUCUCCCUCCGCCAUCCCUGCCUACUCAAGGUCCGGGUAUCGUGCCAGACUCAGAUUGCCAUCCUGGCGCUGCGCCUCAGAAGAAUCUGUGA
Molecule: messenger RNA, 420 nt
Organism: Magnolia sinica
Lineage: Eukaryota; Viridiplantae; Streptophyta; Magnoliopsida; Magnoliales; Magnoliaceae
Product: egg cell-secreted protein 1.4-like
Exons: 1
Coding region: 1-420 (139 amino acids)
Biological process (GO): double fertilization forming a zygote and endosperm
Source: RefSeq, a predicted model, not a curated record